Adelges cooleyi (spruce gall adelgid) is the source of this 2033-nucleotide messenger RNA. RefSeq lists its product as uncharacterized. The record is from RefSeq and is a predicted model, not a curated record. The transcript has 2 exons. Lineage: Eukaryota; Metazoa; Arthropoda; Insecta; Hemiptera; Adelgidae. Bases 322 to 1767 code for a protein of 481 amino acids.
AGCCGUUUUCGAAGCCUGCCGCCCGGGCGGUUCUCUCCCGAGACGGGAUUCUAGUGUGUCAGUGACGAAUAAAACCUCGGCCGGGCGUUAUUAAACCACUACUAAGUGAUCCGUCGCCGUGGGACUAUACACACACGCGGACAAGCACGGACACGCUAGCCACUCAAUACUUAUCCCGCGGUGUCCGAUAAGUCGAGACUGUCCCGUUGCACACACACGUUUACCGUUCAUCGGCUGCAGCACAUAAACAGGGCAUAAGAGGAUUGAUCCAAAGGAUGUGAACACAUUUUCACCACACUUGAUAAACUAUAGAAAUUAAAAAUGUUCAUUUGGGCUGUCAUCGUUUUGCAAGUUAUAUUAGUGUCAGCCAACUCUGAAUCGCGGUCAUUCCAUUCGGUUUCACCUAGCUCUCAGACUAACUAUAUUAUCACAUCGAAACCAUUUACGGUUAAAGAUGAUGUAAAUGCAGGGAGUAUAAAAUGGAGACGUGACACCAUUACUGGCGCGUCGUUGAUUGGAGCUUCUGACCCGGCAAAAGUCAAAUACUCUAUUGAGUGCGCUGAUAAUAACGAAUGUGCAAGUAUCGACUUAGGUGGUUCUACUGACGCCACGUUCAAACCAUACACCCAGGAUGAAUUAAACAGAAUCCUGAAGCGUUAUGGCGAAGCUGGUCCCGAGUCUGAUUCAUCUGAUAAAGUAUUGUCAUACGACGAUAGCGGUAACCAGGAUAAAUCAAAAGCCUCGUGGAACUUAGUAGACUCACAACAGGAUCAGAAAAGUCCAUACGACGAUCGUCGAGGAUGGGUGACUUUAGAGCCUGUAGCUUGGUCUUCUUCUCAUAUUCAAAAAUGGGAGCCCAACAACAGACCGACAUGGCCUCCUCCACCACAAGACAACCCGUCACCAAGUUACUCACCGUGGACAAGUAAUCGGCCUGUGAACAGACCAAGUGUUGGUUAUCAUCAACAACCAUCACAAUCCCAGUGGACUACAGAACGUCCAUGGGUUCGUCCAACAUACGACUACUCUUCAAAUCAACCCCAACAAGCCUCUAAUUAUCAAAAACCAGCUGUCCCUCAGGGGCCGCAAAACUUCUAUGGUGGUUGGAAUAAUGCAGACCCAGAUAUAAUUACUGAUGGUAAACCUGGACAAUUCCCUGCUGAAGCUUAUCAACAUAAACCAUGGAAUGGAGAUUACGGUCAACAGUCUUAUGGACCAAGACCUUCAGAAUCAGAAGGGGAUGGUCAGUGGGUGUUGUUAUCUAGUACGAAAGGGUAUUCAAUUCCUCAUCGUCCAAAUCGGAGCUUGAACAGUAGAUCUAUGUCGAUUGAUAUGGUUAACAAAUUGGGUGAUACUGGAAGUCAGUCAGCUAGGACAAAUAGUAGAUCAGUUGAUAUGGCUAACCGUCCAAUAACAUCCAGGAGAACUGUACGGUUAAUGGUACUACCGCCAGAUAAGAACUCACAAAAUACUACUACGUCUCACAAUGGUAUGAUCGAGGUUGAUGUUUCCAGGAAAUCGGUGGAUCAAGAGCAAAGAGAAUAUGCAGCUCGAGCACUCAAAGAAAACGAUAACGACGUACAGGUGUUUUCUGAUAGGUCAGCCAAGACCAACGAUGAUCACAGAGCUGUGCUUGCGGCAGUUGGUGCUGGAAUGUUACCAGCAGCUACUAUGGCCAUGUUUUUACCGAUGAUGGUUGGGAGAAAAAGGAGAGAAAUUCCUACCAGACCUCAAGUUAUUCUGCACCAUCACGUCUUCCCUAGAUAACUCCUGAUACUACAAAUAUAAUGUGACCUUUCUUCCUUUAUAUUCCGCUCAAUGUUUAUUUAAUAUUGUUGCUGAUAUCUUAAAUAGGUAUUUUUAGAGCACUGUUAUGUAAUUACACAAAAAAUGUAUUAUUUAUUAAUUUGACUAUACUAAGAUUAAUUUAAACCUAUUUAAUUAAUUUAUUACAUAUUAUGUAUAUAAUUUAUUUUUCAUUAUGCAUACACAACAUAUUACUUCGCGGUAGAAUUAAGUAUAAAUAAAGGGGU